AUGGUGACAUUAGAAGUCCUUAAAGGGCUUGCUUACCUGCACAAUAAAGAGUUGACCCUGCAUGGCGAUUUAAAAUCAUUGAACAUAUUGAUUAAAAACGAUUUCGAGCGGGUUCAAAUUUGCGGUUUCGACGCCAGUCGAAUUUUAAUGCCGAACGGAUUCCUUGAUCUCGUAACAAACCCCAUUGCAAUGUAUGGAGGUACCGCAUUAUGGUCCGCCCCGGAGGUGUUUUUUCAAGAUUCGAGACUGAUCAGCGUCAAGACAGACAUAUUUGCUCUUGGAUUGGUCAUCUAUGAGAUGUUAGUGUUGGUGCCGCCCCAUACAUUUCCGGGCAUGAUAGACGAAUGCGUUUCAGCAAGCACAAUGUACUCAGCCAAACGGAACAUCGUGUUCCCAUCCAGCAGUCAGCUCAAUAGAGAGGAUGUCAUUAUACAAGAUUUUGGCGAAGCAGAACGUAUGGAAGUGUUUUACGACAUGGGUAUUCCAACGAAUCUGAACCAGGAUGAAAAAGAACUGCCUCUACAUAUGGUAGUAGCGAGAAAGAGAGCCGCGCCGCGAGUUGAUCCGGAUAUAGUAACCAUUGACAGCUCGGACGAUGAUGUGAAAGUAUACAACCAAGGAGAGGUACUUAACAUCAUUUCCGAUGAUGAUGAAGACGAGAUCUUUUCAUAUUCAGAUUCGGAAUCUGACGAAGAUUGCGACGAUGAAGAACAUUGGGAAUCUAGCUCGCUAAGCGGUGAAGAUGUGGUAGACACUGACGAAAUGAUGGAGAGUGACGAAGAGGAUGAGGAAGACGGGCCAUACCUGAAUUACGGUUGUCUCGGUACACGUCCACCUAUUCCGUCAGAAAUUACUUUAGGCGAAGAAUACGCAACCAUGCUGGAGUUAUUCUUCGUCUGCACAAAUUCCAACAAAGAUGAGAGACCAUCGGCCUUAACCCUGCUCUUCGGGCUCAAAAAUUAUGUUCCAAAACGUGAUCCAAAUCUGACGGGGAUGAAUCCCUAA
Molecule: messenger RNA, 1005 nt
Organism: Anopheles nili
Lineage: Eukaryota; Metazoa; Arthropoda; Insecta; Diptera; Culicidae
Product: lymphokine-activated killer T-cell-originated protein kinase homolog
Exons: 1
Coding region: 1-1005 (334 amino acids)
Biological process (GO): protein phosphorylation
Molecular function (GO): protein kinase activity; ATP binding
Source: RefSeq, a predicted model, not a curated record